CCAACGCAGAGCGAAUUUUCUAAAGACCAAGUUCUUGCCUCACAUCCUAAUCUUUUUCCAUUCCAAAUUCUAACUUUUAUCCCAACAAAUUUCCAGUCUUGUUGAAACACCAAUUCUUGUGGCCAUGAAGAAAUCAUUAUCUCUCUUGCGAAUUUGAAGUUAGAAGCGCGAAACCAGGAUCAAAUAAUACACUUUGUAGUUCGGAUUGACCGUCCAAUGUCAAGGAAAUCUCCAAGCAUGUCGAAAUGCUUCAGCUUCACCGCAUCUAGGGAUUGGUUCUACCGCUACUGGUUCACGAAAUCAGGCCUUCGCUCCGUGUCGACCGGCCUCGGGGACGGGACGAUCAUGCACUGCUGGGUCCCCAAAUUCCGCAAACCAUCCAAGCCUAACCUCGUCCUAGUCCACGGGUUUGGCGCGAAUGCGAUGUGGCAAUACGCAGAGGCCCUUCACCACUUCACCCCGAGGUUCAACGUGUACGUGCCGGACCUGAUCUUCUUUGGCCGGUCUUACACGUCGCUCCCUGAUCGGACCGAGUCGUUCCAGGCACGAUGCCUGAUGAGGUUGAUGGGUUUGCAGGGCGUGGAGAGGAUGAGCAUGGUUGGGAUAAGCUACGGCGGGUUCGUGGCGUACAGCAUGGCCGUGCAGUACCCGCAGGCAUUGGACCGGUUGGUGUUGUGCUGCACCGGGGUGUGCUUGGAGGAGGAGGACCUGAAGGCGGGAUUGUUCCCGGUCAAGAGUUUGGAGGAGGCGAAGCAGGUUUUGAUGCCGCAGACGCCCGAGAAGCUUAGGGAAUUGAUGCGAGUCUCCUUUGUCCGGCCCGCCACAGGUGUUCCCUCUUUUUUCCUAAGUGAUUUCAUCAAGGUCAUGUGUUCAGAGUUUGUUGAAGAGAAAGGAGAAUUGAUCCAAGAGAUCCUCAAAGAUCGAGGACAGUCGAAUCUACCAAAAAUCAGACAGCCCACAUUGUUGGUAUGGGGAGAGCAAGAUCAGAUAUUCCCCCUGGAGCUGGGUCACAGAUUAAAAAGGCACAUUGGGGACAAUGCUGAACUGGUGGUGAUCAAGAAUGCAGGGCAUGCCGUGAACUUGGAGAAGCCCAAGGAGUUCAUCAAGCAUUUGAAGCUCUUCCUUUUGUAAAUGUUGUUGACCAGAUUCAUGUCUCCUAAUGCAUUCACUAAUGUGCGAUGACAAAUAUGAUUUUUCUGGU
Messenger RNA from Rhodamnia argentea, 1201 nucleotides. Its product is annotated as monoacylglycerol lipase ABHD6-like. The transcript is spliced from 4 exons. The coding region runs from base 217 to 1131 and encodes 304 amino acids. Gene Ontology annotation, molecular function: catalytic activity. The record is from RefSeq and is a predicted model, not a curated record. NCBI's taxonomy places the organism in Eukaryota, Viridiplantae, Streptophyta, Magnoliopsida, Myrtales, Myrtaceae.